AAGACUCCGAGAAACUUGUAAAAACUCAGAAACGAGAAAGAGAGAGAGAGCAAAAAGAAAAAAAAUGGCGUCACAUGGGUGUUACAGUGGGAUUCACGGUAUAAAAAGGGUUCAUCCUCUGUUUCUUUCUUUAACAUAUCGAUUCUCCUCUUCUGCUCUGCCAUUGAAAUCGAAACCUCAAGCUCGCAUUCUCGCAUCAGAGCUUCGUAUUCACCCUUCUGCGUCUUCUGGUCUUGGAUAUCGCAGGCAUUGUUCAUCUUCUCGAGGAUUUCAAUUCUAUUCUUAUAAGAGAAGCGAGGCAGCCUCGCCGUUCAAGAGGAGGUACAGAGAAAAGGAAGAAGAAGAAGAAGAGAUGACGAUUAAACCGGCGGUUCGAAUCUCCCACGGCAAUCUAAUCAUCAAAAACCGUACGGUUCUAACCGGUUUACCAGACAAUGUCAUCGCAACAUCAGCAUCGGAGGCCGGGCCGGUCGAAGGAGUCUUCGUCGGAGCUGAAUUCGACAAAGAAUCGAGUAACCACAUCGUACCGAUCGGUACACUCCACGAUUCCCGGUUCAUGGCUUGUUUCAGGUUCAAGCUCUGGUGGAUGGCCCAAAGAAUGGGCCAACAGGGCCGGGAUAUUCCCUUAGAAACGCAAUUCCUAUUGGUCGAGUCAAACGAUGGGUCCCACCUCGAGCCUGACGGCGUAGACGGCGUCGAGAGCAACCGGAAACUUUACACCGUUUUCUUGCCGUUAAUCGAGGGAUCUUUCCGUUCGUGUCUCCAAGGAAACGUUAACGACGAGGUGGAGCUCUGUUUAGAAAGCGGCGACGCCGAUACUAAACGGUCGUCGUUUACUCACUCUCUGUAUAUCCACGCCGGCACAGAUCCGUUCAAAACGAUAACGGAAGCUAUCCACACCGUUAAGUUGCAUCUGAAGAGUUUCCGUCAACGUCACGAGAAGAAGCUUCCAGGGAUCGUUGACUACUUUGGGUGGUGCACUUGGGACGCGUUUUACCAAGAGGUUACUCAAGAAGGCGUCGAAGCUGGGCUUCAAUCUCUCACCGCCGGCGAUACGCCGCCGAAAUUCGUCAUCAUCGACGACGGUUGGCAAUCCGUUGAGACUGAUCUUGACCCGAUCGGGAACGAAGACGACAAAUCGGUUUCCCGGUUAACCGGGAUCAAGGAAAAUGCAAAGUUCCAGGACAAGGAUGAUCCAAAAUCAGGGAUUAAGAACAUUGUCGAUAUCGCCAAGGAGAAAUACGGUCUAGAAUACGUGUACGUGUGGCACGCAAUUACGGGUUAUUGGGGCGGGGUUCGACCCGGGGAGGAAUUCGGAUCUUCGAUGAAGUAUCCGAUGGUGUCAAAGGGUGUGGCGGAGAAUGAGCCGACGUGGAAGACGGAUGUUAUGGCGGUUCAAGGUUUGGGUUUGGUUAACCCAAAGAAUGUGUAUAGAUUCUACAACGAGCUUCAUAGUUACUUGGCUGCUGCUGGUGUGGACGGUGUGAAAGUGGAUGUGCAGUGUAUAUUGGAGACUUUGGGUGGUGGGUUAGGUGGUCGGGUCGAGUUAACGCGUCAGUAUCAUCAAGCUCUUGAUUCCUCUGUUGCGAAGAACUUCCCAGACAAUGGCUGCAUCGCUUGUAUGAGCCACAAUACUGAUGCUCUCUACUGCUCGAAGCAAGCAGCUGUGAUUAGAGCAUCAGAUGAUUUCUAUCCGCGAGAUCCGGUGUCUCAUACCAUCCACAUUGCCUCGGUUGCAUACAACAGUGUGUUCUUGGGUGAGUUUAUGCAGCCUGACUGGGACAUGUUCCAUUCCGUGCACCCUGCAGCAGAGUACCAUGCCUCUGCUAGGGCCAUUAGUGGUGGACCAAUCUAUGUUAGUGAUGCUCCUGGAAAGCACAACUUUGAUCUUCUAAAGAAGCUUGUGUUGCCUGAUGGGUCGAUCCUUCGUGCCCGUUUACCUGGUAGACCAACCCGUGAUUGUUUGUUCGCUGAUCCUGCCCGCGAUGGUGUCAGCUUGCUAAAGAUAUGGAACAUGAACAAAUACACUGGAGUCCUUGGCGUGUAUAAUUGCCAAGGAGCAGCUUGGAGUAGCACGGAAAGGAAAAACGUCUUCCACCAGACAAAAACUGAUUGCCUCACUGGCUCCAUUCGUGGCCGUGAUGUGCAUUUGAUAUCCGAGGCCUCUACUGAUCCAUCAACCUGGAAUGGAGACUGUGCUGUUUACUCCCAGAGCAGAGGCGAACUCACUGUUAUGCCAUACAAUGCGUCUCUCACAAUCUCAUUGAAAAUCUGCGAGCACGAGAUCUUCACUGUGAGCCCGAUAAGUAAUCUGGCUACGGAUGGUGUCUCAUUUGCUCCACUCGGUCUUGUAAACAUGUACAAUUCGGGAGGAGCUAUACAAGGACUUAAAUAUGACGCUGAGAAGGUGAAAGUGGUUAUGGAAGUCAAAGGUUGUGGUAAUAUAGCUUACUCAUCGGUGAAGCCUAAGAGAUGCGUUGUUGAGUCAAAUGAGAUUGCAUUUGAGUACGAUGCCUCCUCUGGUUUGGUCACUUUUGAGUUGGACAAGAUGCCUUCAGAGGCCAAGCGAUUACAUCUGAUUGAAGUUGAGUUAUGAAAAAUCUCUUAGCUAGUAUUCAUGGAACCGAAACAGUCUCAAAACCGUUAUAAGGUUAUAAUUUUACAUGUAAACAGUUGGUUAUUGUUGUAGCUACUUUUCAAUGUUGUACUGUUCUCGUUUCUGUUGUAUACCAAUA
This is a messenger RNA of Eutrema salsugineum, 2735 nucleotides long. RefSeq names its product probable galactinol--sucrose galactosyltransferase 6. NCBI's taxonomy places the organism in Eukaryota, Viridiplantae, Streptophyta, Magnoliopsida, Brassicales, Brassicaceae. The record is from RefSeq and is a predicted model, not a curated record.